Messenger RNA from Musa acuminata subsp. malaccensis (wild Malaysian banana), 2732 nucleotides. RefSeq lists its product as uncharacterized. The record is from RefSeq and is a predicted model, not a curated record. Lineage: Eukaryota; Viridiplantae; Streptophyta; Magnoliopsida; Zingiberales; Musaceae.
UUCGAUGUAGAGCUCUGGGUUUCCCUCUCCUUGGCAUUUCGGAGUCCGGAGAAUCCUGAGAUCCCAACCCUCGUUCAUCGAACUGCUCCGGUUCAAUAACAGACUGCGAGCAAUGAUAAGAAUACAGAAGUAGAGGGCCCAAUGCUUUGAAAUAGCAGCGGCAACAUACUCGACAUCAAGAAACACGAGCUUCAGAAUAUAUCAGAUAAGUACCACAAAUUAGAUGAUAUUCCAACAUUUGAUUUGGGUUUGCAGAAGCAUGUUUAGGAGAGCUUCUUACUGUAAUGUACUCAGAACCAGACUAAAAUCUUGACAGUUCUGAUAUCGUCAAUGCUGAAGAGUUUUAUCUGAUAGAAACCCACCAAACAUCUUGAAUCCAGUAUUUUGCAAAGAUUUUGAUAGGUCUUAUAAUUGAUAGAUAUGAAAAUGAAAUCUCGUAUUGACCGUUGGGUUGGUAUUAUAAUGUAUAUCUUUUGCAUGCAUUCAUGGCUGAAAGGAAUCCUCUGAUUGAUCAGUACCGACGUAUCCUGUUGUAUUACUCUCCAACGGUGAGUGAACUGCAGUUAGGCUGUUGCUUUUGCUCUACUACAAAAAUAUUCUUAUAACAGAAGGAGACAAGCAGAUGAAAAGAGUUGCAUCAUAAGAGCUGCAUGCUCUCCCAGCUUUCCUUAGUUCCAUUUUUUUCGUUAUGGACCAAUGAUGGUUGUCGAUUUUGUCAUUUUUCUCGUUUAAUACAUUUAGGCAGUUUGAUUCAGUGCCAAAUGCCUGGUGUCAAGGUCUCUAUCUUGUUUAAUCUAUGCUGACUCAGUCACUGACACAUUGCUUUUGGCAGUAAUCACCAUGAAUGGACCAGCAAUUGAAGGCGCUACUUGGUAGUUGGACCAUCUUCUCGUCACUGCUUCAGAUGAAGAUUAUGAAAGUAGUUUGAGGAAAUGGGCUACUAAUGGCAGCUGCAGAAGCAAGGGCUGCUUGGCAGCGCACUGCGAACCGUUGUCUAGUCCAGGAAGAUGCAAAACGAGCUCCAAAAUUAGCUUGUUGUCCAUCGUCUACCCCACAAAAUGAUUUAGGCAAUGGGAACACAGCAAUUGCACAAGAUAAUUCUGUUCCCAACUUGAUGCCUUUGAACAGGAAUUCCAUGAAUGCUAAUCUUUCACCUGAAACAAAAUGGUGGCUUCAGCUGCAACCCAAUUUUGGAUACCAAAAGGACUUUAUCUUUGAGCAACUAAGUUCCUUAGAAGAUGAAGUUGAUGAGAAGGACACGGAAACUAUGGUCCCAACAUCAAAGUUGGAUCUGGAAUCUUUGCCAAUUGACUUUAACAAUUUUGCUCUUAAAAAGGAAGAGAGUAUUCUGGAACCACCUUCGAUGGUAUCAUCAACUGUCGUGAUGCAUGAUUCUGAAACUAUGGUCAAAGAUAUUAGGACAGCAACCAGUAAUCCACAACAGUUACCAAAGCGGAAGGCACCUGUGAGUGAUUAUUUUCAUAAGAAGAACGAACUUCUGGAUAUGGAGUCAGUUGAUCAAUUAAGUUUGACAAGGCCAGAAAAGGCUUCUUCGGACCUUGAAACACCUUGGACUGGGAGUAAUAACUCUGAGCCAUGGUGGCGUAUUGCAGACAAAGAUGAGUUGGCUUUAUUAAUUGCCCAAAAAUCAAUGCAACAGCAUAUUGAAAACUGUGAUCUGCCUAAACCCAGAGAGACAAUUCAUGUUACUAAGAACCUUUCUUCUUCUGAGAAUAUGGAUAAAUGUGGGAAUUUUCAAUCAUCAUCGGGAAGAAAGUUAAGUGCAGACAUAAGCAAUGCCAACGAACACUCACAUAAUACAUUUUCUUUUGCAAACUCUGAGAACAAGAAUUUGUCUUCUGGUGAAAGAGGCUAUAUGCUCCAUGAUUCAGAGAAAUUGUACAGCCACACACGAGGUUAUGUAAAUGAUGAACAACAUGAAGAUAACCAUACAUCUGAGCAUGACCUUUCAAGGGCUGAGCUGCUGGAGGCACUUCACCAUUCCCAAACCCGAGCUAGGAUAGCUGAAAUAGCAGCCCAGAAAGCUUAUGAUGAGAAGGAACACAUAGUCAAGCUGUUGUUCAGACAGGCAUCACAUCUAUUUGCAUACAAGCAGUGGCUACGAGUGCUGCAACUCGAUAACAUUUUUCUCCAACUCAAGAUCAAGGACCAUCAGAUAGCGACGAUCAUCCCUGUGCUGCCCUGGAUGCCAUUGAAGGGGAAACUCUCAGGCAAAGGUAACAUAACAAGAAACGGGAGUAAAAAGCACAAACGUCACAUAUGCAAAUAUGCCGUUGCCUUUGCUGUUGGGUUGGGUCUGGCUGGUGCAGGGUUGCUCUUAGGUUGGACAAUUGGCUGCUUGUUUCCCUCUAUAUAGAUCUCUAUAGUUCAGAAAUAUGCCAAUUUCUUUGAACCAAAUGACUCCCAGGCUCCUUUUAUCUCAGGCAAGCCAGUGAAUAUUAGGCCCAUAUUUUGUGGGCUGAUGUGAAAAUCUUGGGUAUAUGGGGUGGCUCAGAUCAUCUUCACUGGAGGAUUCAUCUUUCGUUGUAUAUAUGGUUUCUCAUGUACAUACGUUGAAUCUGAAGUUGUACAUGCGUUUAUUAUGCACAGGUAGGGUGGCGAAGCUUUAUUAAUUGUAUGAAAUAAGAAAGUGUCUGAUGACAUCAUCGAUUAGAUCUUUAUUGUUAUUCAUUACUGCACAAUCAUUGUAAUGAUGCCUUGGUGAUCUCAAA